AUGAGCCAGCGCGUUCUAUUGAAGUACGAGAAAAUUGAAAAGAUUGGUGAAGGCACAUAUGGAAAAGUGUACAAAGCCCGCAAUCGUGAAACUCAUGAAAUUGUUGCACUGAAACGUAUCAGGUUGGAAAAUGAUGACGAAGGAAUUCCAAGUUCAGCAUUUCGGGAAAUAUGCUUACUAAAGGAACUAAAACAUAAAAAUAUCGUCAGGCUGUUCGAUGUGAUUCUUAGUGAAUCACGUCUUACCAUUGUCUUUGAAUAUUGCGAUCAAGAUUUAAAAAAGUAUUUCGAUAGUUGCAAUGGAGAAAUUGAUCAAAAAACAGUCAAGUUGUUUAUGUAUCAGCUACUGCGUGGUCUGCAAUAUUGUCACUCGCACAACGUACUUCAUCGCGAUCUGAAACCGCAAAAUCUACUGAUCAAUGAUAACGGAGAACUGAAGUUGGCUGAUUUCGGUUUGGCUCGCGCCUACGGUAUACCGGUUCGACAAUAUUCGGCUGAAGUAGUUACUCUAUGGUAUCGACCACCGGACGUACUACUGGGAGCCAAAUUAUAUACCACUUCCAUUGAUAUAUGGUCAGCCGGAUGCAUUUUUGCCGAAAUGUCCAAUGCUGGUCGUCCUCUGUUCCCCGGUUUCGAUGUAGAGGAUCAGUUGCAACGAAUUUUCAAACUUCUGGGAACUCCGACUGAUGCCACGUGGCCAUCUGUUGUCGAAUUGCCAGAUUACGAGCCGUUUUCUGUGAUCUAUCCACCCAAUAUGAAUUGGCAUCAAGUGGUCCCAAAGAUGUCUUUCCGUGGUCGUGACUUGUUACAGCAAUUGGUUAUCUGCAAUCCCUCCGACCGAAUUUCCGCGGAGCAAGCUUUAAGUCAUUUGUACUUUGAGAAUAUGAGCAAUCACUAA
Echinostoma caproni is the source of this 897-nucleotide messenger RNA. The record is from the annotation of a GenBank genome assembly. NCBI's taxonomy places the organism in Eukaryota, Metazoa, Platyhelminthes, Trematoda, Plagiorchiida, Echinostomatidae.